Symbiodinium sp. CCMP2456 is the source of this 360-nucleotide messenger RNA. The record is from the annotation of a GenBank genome assembly. Lineage: Eukaryota; Dinophyceae; Suessiales; Symbiodiniaceae.
AUGACGCAGGUGGCCGUGGCAACCAACCCGACCCACUACGGCAACCCAUCCACUGGCUGCGAGUCCGACGAGGUUGACGUUCGCGUGAGCGGGCUGUCGGGCGACUUCUGCAGUCCGAAGUGCAACAGCUCCGGGGUUUGCCCCAAGGACAUGCCCAAGGGUGAUGCAGCAGUUCCCGAAUGCGCAUUGCGCACCACCACUGGGGACAAGUACUGCGGACUGGUUUGCCGAUCCGACUCAGACUGCGGAACUGGCUCCUGCCAGACCAGCCUGGGGGUCGGCCUCUGCACCUACGCCGCCGCGGAUGCAGCGCACCCGCUGCAACUUCUUCCUGCCGAGGCGGCACAGAUCAUCGUCUAA